Mya arenaria is the source of this 906-nucleotide messenger RNA. RefSeq lists its product as uncharacterized. The coding region runs from base 1 to 906 and encodes 301 amino acids. Lineage: Eukaryota; Metazoa; Mollusca; Bivalvia; Myida; Myidae. The record is from RefSeq and is a predicted model, not a curated record. The transcript has a single exon.
AUGAUUAUUAAGGUAUCGCGUACAAAUAUAGAUUUGUUAUUGUCAAACGAUACAUACAACGUUUCAGAUACCAACUUUAGAUGUCGGUUCAAAAGGGUGCCAGAAAGGCCCGUCCAAAAAAGGCCCAUUGUCAGAAAGGCCCGGUCCAAGAAGGCCCAGUAUCAUAAAGGCCCGGUUCAAAAAGACCUAAUGGCAGAGAGGCCGGUACAAAAAGAGCCAGUGCCGGAAAGUCCCGAUCCAAGAAAAGCCAGUAACAAAAAGGCCCGUUCCAAAAAGACCCAGUGCCAGAAAGGCCCGGUCAAAAAGAGCCAGUGCCGGAAAGUCUCGGUCCAAAAGGGCCCAGUGCCAGAAGGGCCCGAUCCAAAAAGGCUCAGUGUCGGAAAGGCCCGAUCCAAAAAGGCCCUAUACCAGAAAGGUCCGGUCCCAAAAGGCCCAGUGCCUGAAAGGCCCGGUCAAAAUUUUAGAAUGCCAAAAGGCCCGGUCCAAAAUGGCCGAGUGCCUGAAAGGCCCGGUCCAAAAUGGCCCAGUGCCGGAAAGGCCCGGUCAAAAAGGCCAAAUGCCAGAAAGGCCCGGUCCAAAAUGGUCCAAUGCCAGAAAGGCCCGGUCCAAAAUGGCCGAGUGAAUGAAAGGCCCGGUCCAAAAAGGCCAAAUGCAAGAAAGGCCCGGUCCAAAAUUGUCCAAUGCCAGAAAGGCCCGGUCCAAAAUGGCUCAGUGCCGGAAAGGCCUGGUGCCAAAAAGACUCAGUGCCAGAAGACCCGGUUCAAAAAGACCCAAUGUCGGAAUGGCCCGGUUCAAAAAGACCCAGUGUCAGAAAGGCCCGUUUCAAAAAGACCUAGUGGCAGAGAGGCCCGGUCCAAAAUGGCCCAGUGCCAGAAUGGCCCGGUCCAAAAAGACCCAGUGUCAUAA